Molecule: messenger RNA, 2039 nt
Organism: Dacryopinax primogenitus
Lineage: Eukaryota; Fungi; Basidiomycota; Dacrymycetes; Dacrymycetales; Dacrymycetaceae
Exons: 5
Coding region: 63-1772 (569 amino acids)
Biological process (GO): regulation of DNA-templated transcription
Cellular component (GO): nucleus
Molecular function (GO): DNA-binding transcription factor activity, RNA polymerase II-specific; transcription cis-regulatory region binding
Source: RefSeq, a predicted model, not a curated record
GGCGACUCUCCCUCCCGUACUCGCCUUCCUCGUCCAAUUCAAGGUCAGAGGGUCCCUCGCCCAUGCCUGCAAAGGACAAACCCGGGGAAGCCAAUCACGACUCGCCGCUUGCCAACCCUGGUCCCGGCCCCAUCACGGCGAACCGAGGGAACCCAUCGACUUCACCAAUCAUCACUAAUUAUCCUAGGCUUCCGCAAUCUCAGGCGCGAUCCCCGGACAGACUUCCUUCAGAUCGCAAUAGGCCUACAGUACAAAUAACCCACGAACGACACUCAAUGGAAGGCCCCAGCCCUCUGCCAAGGUUGCCUCUCGACAUGGACAGUAGCCUCUCCCAUGUGCGUUCCCGCCAGACUGUUGAUCGAUAUACAAACCCGACUGUCUCCAACUCCCAGAAUAGAUUAGAUCCUGCGCCGCGUAGUGCCUAUUCCAGUCAUACUGCUCCAUAUACGGCCCACGAUAGCAGUUAUCCAGGUCCGCCAUCUAGUCACGGCCAUCAAAAUAGCUCAUCGUCUUAUCACGACACCUAUUCGAGCCAUUCACAUCAUCCUCCGAUGCCUCACUCGCUCCACCCUUCAACUGCUUCCCACGGGAGUGCUUGUCCCCAGCCGCCUCGUUCGGGAGGUAGUAGCCACCCGAGUAGUUCGCCCAACCAAACGAACCGCUCUCCUUCCCUUCGUGAAGGUAACCAUUUCUCUGAUAGUCCUAACACACCUGCGGGCUAUCAGCUCCCUAGUCCCGCUGUGACAUCAUCCACUUCGGGGAAUGGGAGCAGCCCUAACCGCCUACCUGACGCCAUCGGCGGACGUCUCUUCACGAGCUUGACUCUGCCUAUUCCCGUACCCAGGGGUUCUGUUGGGCCUCCCAGCGACUCUGGACAGCCCUCGGCCGGUUCUACGGGGGGACACAGCAGUGUCAGCUUAUCACCAGAAUUUGAUCGGCACAGCUCGUCUGGCGAAGAACAGCUCUAUGGGACUGCCAUGGCAAAUGUCCAGUACAGAGAUGCCCUUCUGCCGGAUGUGGUCGAUGCCUACGGGCAAGACGCUGGCGAGCUUAGAGCAAGACGUCAUCGGACUACUCCUCGCCAAUUCCAAGCCCUGACGCAGGUGUACAAUCGUACUGCUUUCCCAUCUACUCAAGAGCGCCUGCAGCUGGCAGAACGCUUGGGCAUGCAACCGCGUCAAGUUCAAAUUUGGUUCCAAAACCGUCGUCAGCAGGACAAGAAUCGCGUGAGUCGCGGGGUGCCUAACCCUCCCAUGAUGCACCGGAAUGUCGGUCGUCCCCGAGUGGAACGGAUCCCACACGAAGGAGGACCAGAACAGACAAGAGAUUGGGUAUUGCGAGAGGCGAGAGAACGAGGUCCGGAAUUCCCCAACCAUUAUACCGGUUACGGACCCCCUCCUUCUGAGUAUGAAUCGCCCCAUUCUGGGUAUGCGCCGCCACCCGUAUCUCAGUCUCAUGGACGUGGUCCUCCGCCUCCCUCUCCUCGCGAGUACGGCGCGCCACACUAUCGGCACGAGGGUCCCCCUCCUGGCGCUUAUCCCGCGACGUCGUCUAGCUCUGGACGAUAUGGGGACUCUGCGGGCGAUUAUCCCCAACCCCCAAAUCCUGGUCGAUAUGGCCCCCCUCCUCCGCGGGAGUAUCGCCCCGAUUACAGUCCUCAGCCGCCCCGCAGCGGUGGUUCGUAUUCCGGAGGACAUCGCGAGCCAGAUAUGUACGGACGUUACGUCAAUGAAGAACCGAGACGUGACGAAAAUGGAAACGGUGGCCGAUAACUUACGAGCGCGUUUCCUCGAGCGACUGAAUCAUUUGUGUUAUUAUGUACGGUAUGCUUCCUUUUGACCGUAAUGCUCUGCUGUACAGUAGGGCACGCUGUAUUCUAUCCACUGCCCUUCUGGAGUAGGACAAUAUCACCACUGCCAGGUGUCGUCUUCUGUUUAUGUAUUCCUGUUUAAAGGUUGUUGUUCUUGAUGUUCGCGGUGUAUCUCAAAGUGUUUUGUUGCUACCGAUGUAUCGUCUAGCUGCGCACCGCUACCUACCCC